ACCUUGAUUCCAGGCGUUCCAGGCCAUAACCUUUAAAAAAAAUCUGUCAGUGUCAGCUGGUGGUGCAAGUGCAAGUUUGGAAAUUGAUUGAACGAUAGUUCUUUGCUUGGAAACAAACACUUUAUUUUUAUGAAAUAGAAACAUAAAAGUUAAAAAGUACUCAUAGCGACACUUUGUUUUGUCUGUGCUUAUCCCUAGAACAAAAAUACUAUGACUGAAUAUUGGAAAUCACAGUCUCGAAAAUAUUGCGAAUUCUGCAAAUGUUGGUUUGCUGAUAAUAAAGUUUCUAUAUCAUUCCAUGAAAAUGGCAAACGACAUAAAGAGAAUGUCCAGAAGCAUAUAUCACAGCUCACCAAAAAGAGUGCAAAAGAAGCAAAACAAAAAGAUAAAAUUGAUGAUGAAAUGAAAAAGAUGGAGGAAGCUGCAAUGGCUGCAUAUUUAAAAGAUGUACAGAAUAAUGCUGACCUCACUUCACAGGCAAUCAAUAAUAUGUUGGAUCAAACUGGCAGUACUGUUACAACAAAAAAUGCUAGUAUAAGUACUGCAUCCAGCAAGACAGAGAAGAUUCCACCUGUGUGGCAGGAAGUUAAAAACGACAAUGGUGGCACAUACUUCUGGAAUACUCAAACUAAUGAAACUACCUGGGAUCCGCCUGAUGAAUACUUAUCAAUUGCUCAACAAGAAGAACAAAAACUCAAAGAAGCACAAGAUGAAAAGAGGAAAGAAAAACAAAAAAAGCAGAAAGAAAAAGAGUCUUUCAAGGAGGCUAAAGCUUACAUAGCCAGGGAAAAGAUGAAAGAAUUGUCGGUGAAGAAGGACCCAGCGCCUGUCCGCAGUGAGGCAAGCUCGGUGAGCUACGGGCCGGCUCCGCGCGCCGCUAAACCCUAUGGAGCGUGGACGCCUGUAGUUAACGAGCCGGUGGAACAGGUAGAUUUGCAGCUACCAAAGGUUAAGGAAGUGGCUCCGCCUCCAGUGGAGGUGACACCCGAAGUAGUGAAGUUUGGGGAGAAGAGGGUCGAGUCGCUCGGCGAAGGCCCCGUCGAGUUCAAGCGACGGAAGAUCGGCAAUGCAAAGCGCAAUAUGCGACAGAAAGUAGACGAUGAAUGAAAAUCAAUAAAGUUAGUUUUAAGUUCACUAAA
Molecule: messenger RNA, 1139 nt
Organism: Pectinophora gossypiella (pink bollworm)
Lineage: Eukaryota; Metazoa; Arthropoda; Insecta; Lepidoptera; Gelechiidae
Product: WW domain-binding protein 4
Exons: 7
Coding region: 211-1107 (298 amino acids)
Biological process (GO): mRNA splicing, via spliceosome
Cellular component (GO): nucleus; precatalytic spliceosome
Molecular function (GO): protein binding; zinc ion binding; RNA binding
Source: RefSeq, a predicted model, not a curated record